Messenger RNA from Melospiza melodia melodia, 1418 nucleotides. RefSeq names its product RNA binding motif single stranded interacting protein 2 (gene RBMS2). Gene Ontology annotation, molecular function: mRNA binding. The record is from RefSeq and is a predicted model, not a curated record. Lineage: Eukaryota; Metazoa; Chordata; Aves; Passeriformes; Passerellidae. Gene Ontology annotation, cellular component: nucleus; cytoplasm; ribonucleoprotein complex.
UCACGCCCGGUCCCGGCCCCUCGCGCUCGGGAAAAUGCUGCUCUCGGUGCCGCCGCGCUCGGGGCUCCCCGCCUUCGCCUACAACAAGGGCGGCAAGAAGCAGCCCUAUGUGCCCCCGGCCCAGCCCCUGGGCCCCCCCAGCCCAAGCCCGGCCGGGGGGACCCCAGACCAGCUCAGCAAGACCAACCUCUACAUCCGGGGGCUGCACCCCGGCACCACCGACCAGGACCUGGUCAAGCUCUGCCAGCCCUAUGGGAAGAUUGUCUCCACCAAAGCCAUCCUGGAUAAAACAACCAACAAGUGCAAAGGUUACGGUUUCGUGGACUUUGACAGCCCCACAGCCGCCCAAAAAGCCGUGACAGCCCUGAAAGCCAGCGGGGUUCAGGCACAAAUGGCCAAGCAACAGGAGCAGGACCCCACCAACCUGUACAUCUCGAACCUGCCGCUGGGCGUGGACGAGCAGGAGCUGGAGGCGCUGCUGAAGCCCUUCGGGCAGGUGGUCUCCACCCGCAUCCUGCGCGACCCCCACGGCGCCAGCAGGGGCGUGGGAUUCGCACGGAUGGAAUCCACGGAGAAGUGCGAGGCCGUCAUCACCCACUUCAACGGGAAAUUCAUCAAAACCCCCCCGGGGGUGCCAGCCCCCCCAGACCCCCUCCUGUGCAAGUUUGCUGAUGGGGAGAAGAAGAGGCAGAGCCAGGGCAAGUUCGUGUCCAACGGCAGAGCCUGGGCCCGGACGGAGACACGAGCUGAGAGAGUCAUUAGGUAUAAUGGCACGGUGACCUUGGCCUACGACCCCGCCACGGCGCUGCAGAACGGGUUCUACCCCGCGCCCUACGGGCUGGCCCCCGGCCGGAUGCUGCCCCCCGCCGCCCUGGCCCCCUACCUGCCCUCCCCGGUGUCCUCGUACCAGGUCCACGGCCCCGCCUGGAUGCACCAGUCCUACCUCGUGCAGCCCACGGGCGCGGUGCUGGCCCCCGCCGUUGACCACGCCGUCCCCCUCCAGCCCUCCGUGGUGGCGCCCCUGGCCCAGCAGCUCGGGCACCUCUCUCUGGGCAGCGCUGGCACGUACGUCCCCGCUGCCGCCGCCGUCCCCGGAGCCUUCAUCCCCCCGUACCCGCCGGUGCCCCCCGCCCUCCCGCUGGAGGACGGCGGAGCCGCCCCCACCCACGCCCCCAUCGAGUCUCCGUCCGAGCCCGGCGCCUUCCCCUACCCGUACCCCAAGUAGCGGCGGGGGGGGCCCGGCCCGAGGGGACGCCCCCUCCCCAAAACCCCCCAGGAUGGGGACCCCCAAAACCCCCCGGGAUGGGACCCCCAAAACCCCCCGGGAUGAGACCCCCGACCCCCAAAACCCCCCGGGAAAGCUCCGAGCUCCGGGCGGGGGUCCCAGGGUGGGGUUUUGGGGGGGGGGUCCCUCUGUU